Messenger RNA from Aplosporella prunicola CBS 121167, 395 nucleotides. RefSeq lists its product as uncharacterized. The transcript is spliced from 4 exons. NCBI's taxonomy places the organism in Eukaryota, Fungi, Ascomycota, Dothideomycetes, Botryosphaeriales, Aplosporellaceae. The coding region runs from base 88 to 312 and encodes 74 amino acids. The record is from RefSeq and is a predicted model, not a curated record.
GGCCGUGCCUGACGCCACAGACCGGAGAGAGUGGCCGGUGCCGAGAUGAGAGAGUGGAGAGAGAAAAGUUGAGAGCGACAGUAGGUAAUGACGGCAACUUGUGUGUGUACAGUCAAAAGGUCGAGAUUGGCCCGGGGCUCUGGGAAGCCGCGAUCCUCUACCGCGUGCGUCAGUGUCGCACGGCCCGUGCGCUUUCACAUGUCAAGCGCCAGAAGAGAGAGUUGCGUGCGGGCUGCCCCUACCUUAAACAACCCUCUUUGCUUCCUGUCCGCUUGCUUCUUUCCCUUCCAUUGCAUCCAAUCCUCAAGAUAACACUUCCCGCCCCGCCGAUUCGCAGCAACGUAGUUGUCGCAGUUGUCUCCGCACACACACAUAAUUUUCCAUCACAUGCCCCA